UACUGUAGGUUUUUAAAAGCAGGAGGGGUGGGAUGGGUUUCAGAGUGUGUGCCAUGAAAAAAAAUCCCUCCUCACCCAAUUGGAAAAGGGAUGAGUUUUUAUUGAGCCGUGAUUGAACCAAUGACAGCUCAGUGCCGGGAAAUACAGCAGCGAAACACCAGGGGCUGUGGUGCUGAGCAACGAUUGCAGGGUGUGAGACUGGAAAUCUCUCCAAGUGCCCUGCGCGCUCUGCGAAGUUUCUUUCUUCAGCCCCCCUUCUGCAUCACCACCCUCCUCUUGGUGCAGUGAGGAUACACACGGUACAGAGGGUUCCUGAGCGGUCAAGCCAGAUAUUAUGAAGUGGAACCUCUUCAAAAAGAAACCAGAAGCCAUGGUGGGCCCAGAGCCCACGGGACUCGGCGUCACCCACCCGUCGCACACAAUGACGAUGGCCCCCGCUGUCUCCACAUCUGCGGACAACUCCACCGAAUCUGAGGCACCCGUCAACAAGAAUGAUGUCUUUGAGGAAAUCAAAAGCAAGUUCCUCAAUGAGAUCGAUAAAAUCCCACUGCCUCCAUGGGCGCUCAUCGCCAUCGCUGUAGUGGCCGCCCUCCUCAUCCUCACCUGCUGCUUCUGUAUCAUUAAGAAAUGCUGCUGUAAGAAGAAGAAGAACAAGAAAGGCAAAAAGGGAAAGGAUGGCUUCAACAUGAAGAACAUGCAGGGUGGAGAUAAACAACAGGAUGAUGACGAUGAAGAAGGAGAAACUGGUUUGACAGAGGAGGAGAAAGAGGAAGAGGAAAAAGAAGUGGAGAAACUUGGAAAGCUUCAGUACUCUUUGGAUUAUGACUUCAACGAUAACAAGCUGACAGUCGGAAUCUUGCAAUGUGCCGACCUGAUUUCCAUGGACUCUGGCGGAACGUCCGAUCCUUACGUUAAAGUGUUCAUCCUACCAGAUAAGAAGAAAAAGUUUGACACCAAGGUGCACAAAAAGACCCUCAACCCAGUGUUCAAUGAAACCUUUGUCUUCAAGAUGCCGUACCAGGAGCUGGGUGGGAAGACACUGGUCAUGUGUGUGUACGACUAUGACCGCUUCUCCAAACACGACAUCAUCGGCGAGGUAAAACUACCCAUGAACACUCUGGAUCUGGGUCAGCCGAUUGAAGAGUGGAGAGACCUGGAAAGCGCUGAGAAAGAGGAGCCUGAGAAGCUUGGUGACAUCUGCAUCUCCCUGCGUUACGUUCCUACUGCGGGCAAACUGACCGUUUGUAUCCUUGAGGCCAAGAACCUGAAGAAGAUGGAUGUGGGCGGCCUGUCUGACCCGUAUGUGAAGAUCCAGCUAUUGCAGAAUGGAAAGCGUCUAAAGAAGAAGAAGACUACAGUGAAGAAGAACACACUGAACCCGUACUACAAUGAAUCCUUCAGCUUUGAGAUCCCUCUGGAGCAAAUGCAGAAAAUCAUUGUGGUGGUGACGGUCUUCGACUACGACAAGAUCGGCAAGAACGAUGCCAUUGGAAAGAUCUUCAUUGGCAGCAAAGCCUCAGGCACAGCGCUGAAGCACUGGUCCGACAUGUUGGCCAACCCGCGCCGCCCAAUCGCCCAGUGGCAUCCCCUCCAACCGGAGGAAGAUAUCGACGGCGCUCUGGCUGCCCUUAAUGCCAAGAAGUAACUUCUCACAUCUCAACCUGACUAACCAACUAACUAACCAACCCACCACUGCAUGACACCCCACACUCAUCCAUACGUGCUCUGCCAGUUUGUUUCGCAUAAUCACCAACAAAAACACUGAAUACUCUAAAGAAUAUACUUGAAAAGAUGAACAAUAUCACAUGUUCGCCACAUAGUGUAAACCGAGGCAGGAGAAACAGACAAAUGUGACACAUUUGGUCCGAAAGAACAUUUGCAAAUAUCAAGCAAAAUGGCAGUAGAAGUAGCCAGCAAGAAAUACAUUUUUUAACACUGAUUGUUAAAACCCAACAAUGAAAGUGUCCAAAUUUAAAAGUGUACAAAAAAAAUCAGUAAACACACCUGGAGAAUUUUUUUUUUUUUUUGCAAUUUCCCUAUAAUUUUCCCUACAUCAUGUCACAUUAUUCUACAUUUUCAACUAGUUAACUGGAUUGUAUAUUAUAAGAGGUUUUUAUUUCAUCUCAUGAACAGGAAGGAAUUUAUUUCGGAUAUACUGGUUUUGUAAACUUGAAUUUUGUGCCUAAUCAAAAAGUGCAAAUAGAGUUUAUGUUACAAAUAUUUACACGUUUGCACAAUUAACAAAGCAAUGAUCACGUUCAGUUAAACAUCCCAGGAGAAGUAACUGGUGUAGAACAGAGUUGUUUACAUUGUCAGUGGGUAAAUCAGGCCUUUGGGUCAGAGUUGAAUCAUAAGACACGUGCAUUUAUGUGCCCAAAAGAAAGAAGAUUCAGGUCUAUGGUUUUGUAAUAGUGCAGUUGAUAGGACUGUAUUAAUAAAUGGGAAUACAUGGGCUAAUAAUUAAUGAGAUGUUGCAAUAUACAUUAAUGUUAAAUUCCACACUAGUCAAGCAUGGUUUACACAUAGUCAGUGUAAAGAUAUAGACACACAAAUAGAGACACGUUUCCUAACCAGACGCGAUGCGACUAUAGCUGUUUCCAUCCAAAGUAGUGAAUUUAACUUGUGCGCAAAUUUGGAAUAUCACAUGAAAAGUGCGAAUAAAGCAUUCAGUGAGACCAAGAGAACACUUCCUGAUAAACUGGCGCUAAAUAUCACUGUAUAUAAUAACUUUCGUGUAUAAUAUUUACUUGCCCCUCAGAGCGCGCAGACGAACCGCAUGUUUUCUCGCGUUCAGAUGCCUAGUGUUUGUGAACGCGAUCGUGUCAAGCGCUUCAUAGAGGGAAUUAAACCAAACCACUUUAAUGACAGACUUUGCUCAGGCAUUACAGAAUGACUAAAACAGCAUUUCAGAUUCUGUGCUACGAGAUCGGUCCGCUGGUUGGUCCAGUUAUGCCAUCCCAUCGCAAAGUCAUGUCUUUUUUGAUGCUCAUCGAGCAUUUUAUUCUGUAAAAGUGUUUCAUCGUAGAUUUUUACGUAUCGCAUAAGUUUUUUAUGCGCAUUUUUAGAAUAUAUGCGCAUAUUUGCAUUUCCAUCCAGUGUUUUUUUUAUUUUUUAUGUGAUAUUCCAAAUUGCGCAUAUAUAUAGGUGGAUGGAAAUAUGAGACGCAAAAAAGUCUGUCAAAGGACAAAGAUUGUUUCAGUUACUCGGUAUGUAUUUUUAAUAAUGUUAAAAUGGUGUAAUAUUAAUGAAU
Messenger RNA from Ctenopharyngodon idella (grass carp), 3250 nucleotides. RefSeq names its product synaptotagmin-2 (gene syt2b). The record is from RefSeq and is a predicted model, not a curated record. Bases 335 to 1645 code for a protein of 436 amino acids. Gene Ontology annotation, biological process: regulation of calcium ion-dependent exocytosis; regulation of dopamine secretion; cellular response to calcium ion. Gene Ontology annotation, cellular component: dense core granule; synaptic vesicle membrane; axon. Lineage: Eukaryota; Metazoa; Chordata; Actinopteri; Cypriniformes; Xenocyprididae. The transcript is spliced from 10 exons. Gene Ontology annotation, molecular function: calcium-dependent phospholipid binding; phosphatidylserine binding; clathrin binding.